This is a messenger RNA of Phaeodactylum tricornutum CCAP 1055/1, 1440 nucleotides long. RefSeq lists its product with no specific name. The record is from RefSeq and is a predicted model, not a curated record. The transcript is spliced from 3 exons. The annotation marks the transcript as partial. Lineage: Eukaryota; Bacillariophyta; Bacillariophyceae; Surirellales; Neidiaceae.
AUGAAUGGCGCCGAUAUGGGAGCGUGGUGUCAGCUGUUCUUCGAUAACCUAGGAACCUUGCUCGGUGUGUUGAUUGCUGUGCAGGAUAUGGAAAACUUUGGCGUUAGUCGGGGAGUUAUCAACGAAACCGUUUUUGGCAAGAUUGUUCCCGGCGUGGGAAUCAGUCUCUUGGUCGGCAACGUCUACUAUUCCUGGCAAGCCAUUCGGCUGACAAAUAAAUUCGGAAGACAGUACACGGCUCAACCCUACGGCAUCAACACUCCUGCCGCCUUUUCCUUUGUCUUCAACAUCAUGUACACGGUUUAUUUCAUCAAAGCCGAUUUUGCCGCUGGAAACAACGACGAAGCAUUUCUGUUGGCCUACAAGGUGGCCUUGGCCGCAAACUUUAUUACAGGUCUCAUUGGGGUCUUUUUGGGCUGUUUUGGGCGUCUCAUUCUCAAAAUCGUCCCUCCCGCUGCCCUGCUGGUUCCCAUUGCGGGGAUUGGGAUUGCGUUUUUGGGGCUCGAGCAGCUUACCGGUACCAUCUCCGCACCCUUGGUGGGAUACAGUACCAUCAUGUGGGUCUUUCUGGGAUGGUACGCCGGAAUCAAGGUCGGCGUGGGUCCGUGGCGCAUCCCAGAAGCCGUCAUGGUUAUCUUGGUGGGAGUGGUUUUGGGCUGGGCAACCGGGCUCAACAAAAAAGAGGAUGUACGCGAGGCUUCCGAUCUCGUCAAAUGGUGGGGUCUCAAGUGGACUGGAACCGAGCUUUUUGAAGACUUUGGUGAAGUCGUUGAUUACCUCGGUAUCGUUAUUCCGAUCGGAAUUAGCGCGUCGUCAAGCACCCUCAUGUGUCUGGUCAGUGCCAAGGAAGCGGGUGAUCCCUUUCCCGUACACGAAACUAUGAUUUCGGAUGGAAUUGGAACAAUGAUUGGAGCCUUUUUUGGCAACCCUUUUGGAGCCGUGAUUUAUAUUGGACACCCAGCUUACAAGCGCUCUGGAGCCCAGGUUGGGUACUCCUUGGCUAACGGGAUUUUGUACAUGGUCAUGUCCUUGAUCGGAGUUCUUGCCCUGAUCCAGAGUUUUGUAAAUCGUGCCACGAUCGGACCCAUCAUUCUGUUCGUUGGUAUCAUGAUUAACGAAGAAGCGUUGAACUUUAUUCCUUCUCGGCAUUAUGCUGCUUACAUAGUUGGUUUAUUCCCGUCAAUAUACGAUUGGGUAGUGAACAUUUCCAACCGCUCUCCCUUGGAGGGCACAGCUGCUGAUGGAGGCUCUUACAAUACAGGUUUCCCUGGUGGAAGUGGUUGGAUUGGAGUUUUGGCGUGGAAGCGAGGAGCUCUUUUGGUUUCCAUGGUUUGGACUUCGAUGAUUGUCAUGGUAAUCGAUCGCAAGUGGACCAAGGCUCUGAUUUGGGCCCUCGUUGGAGCCGCGUUCUCUGUGUUUGGAAUUAUUCACAUGCCGGAA